AUGCAAGUUCGAGCACCAGUGGCCAGCGUUGAUCCAGUUUGGAGUAGUCUUAUCCGGAGACGAGGGCAUAAAAUUCAUACAUUUGUAAUUUUGAAGCUAAUUAUUCAUGGUUUAAUGAAAGCUGUUGGAAUGACAUCCCAGUUAGUGGAAAUAGAACCAGGAACUACAAUGCACUUUUGGGUUCCAACUGAAUCCAUUCAUCCAAACAACAAAUUAUCAAAUAAACCUCCAGUUUUAUUUGUUCAUGGAUUUUUUGCCAAUGGAAUUAUGACAUGGCUUUUUCAAAUACUCUCCUUAAGUUCAAAUUUCGCUGUCUACGUCCCUGAUUUACUUUUCUUCGGAUAUUCCGUCACUACUCGUCCUGAACGAUCAACAAGUAUUCAGGCGGAAUGUUUAGCAAAGGGAAUGAUGAAGUUGGGUGUGGAAAAGUUUUCUGUUGUUGGGCUAAGUUAUGGAGGAAUGGUUGGGUUCAAGUUGGCUCAAAUGUAUCCUCACAUGGUUGAAUAA
Solanum verrucosum is the source of this 507-nucleotide messenger RNA. RefSeq lists its product as uncharacterized. The coding region runs from base 1 to 507 and encodes 168 amino acids. The record is from RefSeq and is a predicted model, not a curated record. Lineage: Eukaryota; Viridiplantae; Streptophyta; Magnoliopsida; Solanales; Solanaceae. The transcript is spliced from 3 exons.